CUGGUGACCAGUUAGCACUUGGAGAUUAAAAACAUUACUGGGAGGAACUGAGAUGCGCUGCCAAAGUUUCAGGAAACUGAGGUUUUCUAUAAAGAGCAGUUGUGUUGCAGUUAUGUUUAGUUCCAGGCAGAAUGCGGGCUGGGAAACUUUACCUUGUGAUAUUGCUGACCACAGUGGCCUGCUUUGGAGACGAUACAGAACGACCCCAGGCUGUGCUGACCCAGGAGCCUGCAUGGACACAGCUAUUCAGAUCAGAGAGUGUUACACUGAGAUGUCAGGUUCAGGGGGAUUACACUGGCUGGAGAUUCACAUGGUACAAAGUUGGGAGGAAAGUUCCAAUAUACCAGGAUUAUUACAGCAGAAUAGAUGGUGGUAGAUACACAAUUAGCUCUGUUACUCGACACCACAGUGGGAAAUAUACUUGUAAAGGUGAAAGGAGCGGUAACCCAUCGUACUCUAAAACAAGCAAUGCUCUCACACUGACAGUAUCAGUGGACCCUCCGAAGCCUGCACUGUCCCAGGAGCCUGCAGGAGAGAUAUUUGAAGGAGACCCAGUCACUCUGAGCUGUGUGUUGGAAGGUGACUGGAAAUAUCUCUUCUAUAAAGACUGGAAGGGAGCUCCAGUGUACGAGAAAUACAGCAGCAGUGGAACUGUAGCCGUAUACACAAUCAGUGCUGCUGUGUCCCACAGUGGAGAGUACCGUUGUAUAACUAUAAGGGGGAGCAGAUACUCACAAUACAGCAGUGCUGUCAAUAUACAAGUUUCAGAGCUGUUCAGCACACCCACUCUGACAGUGAAACCUGGUGCCUCAGUGUGGGAGGGAGAGGAUGUGUCUCUGCAGUGUGGGGCUCAGAUAUAUAAACAGGGCACACAGCUGCAGUACCGCUAUAGCAAAGACAAUGAGGAUCUGACAGGAGCUGGAUCACAGUACUCAAUCCCAGCAGCAGGGCUGAGAGACACAGGGAGCUACCAGUGUGAGGUGGAGGCAGCAGGGACGGGGGUGAAGAAAAGGAGUGAAUCUGUGUGGCUUUCUAUAAGAGAGCUGUUCAGCACACCCACUCUGACAGUGAAACCAAGUGCCUCAGUGUGGGAGGGAGAGGAUGUGUCUCUUCAGUGUGGGGCUCAGAUAUAUAAACAGGGCACACAGCUGCAGUACCGCUAUAGCAAAGACAAUGAGGAUCUGAGAGGAGCUGGAUCACAGUACUCAAUCCCAGCGGCAGGGCUGAGAGACACAGGGAGAUACCAGUGUGAGGUGGAGGCAGCAGGGAUGGGGGUGAAGAAAAGGAGUGAUUCUGUGUGGCUUUCUAUAAGAGAACGACCCCAGGCUGUGCUGACCCAGGAGCCUGCAUGGACACAGCUAUACGAAACAGAAAGUGUUACACUGAGAUGUCAGGUUCAGGGGGAUUACAAGGAGUGGAGAUUCACAUGGUACAAAGACGGGAGGAAUGAUCCAGUAACCCAGCAUUAUUACAGCAUAAUAGAUGGCAAAUAUACAAUUAGCUCUGCUACUAGAGACCACAGUGGGGAAUAUACCUGUAAAGGUGAAAGAAGCAGUAACCCAUCGUACUCGAAAACAAGCGAUGCUCUUACACUGAGUGUAUCAGCUGACAAGCCAAAGUUUGUCCUGACCCAGGAGCCUGCAGGAGAGAUAUUUGAAGGAGACUCAGUGACCCUGAGCUGUGAUGGGGGCUCUGAUGGCUGGAGAUAUCUCUGGUUCAAAGACAGUGAGGACACUCCAGUGCUCCAGACUGCUGGCCGCAGUAUAACUGAUGACAGCUACACCAUCACUGCAGCUGCUGUAUCUGACCAGGGCCAGUACUGGUGUCGAGGACAAAGAGGAGAUGAGCCACUCUCCUCACAGCUCAGUGAUAAAGUGAUAUUAAACAUAACUGGUGAGUUUAUUAACCCAUCUGAAUGCUCCAAAUAGUUUAAAUGUUUUCGCUGCGACUAUGCAGAUAUCCAAUGCUUUUCAAUGGGCCCUUAUAG
This is a messenger RNA of Polyodon spathula (Mississippi paddlefish), 1987 nucleotides long. Its product is annotated as Fc receptor-like protein 5. Gene Ontology annotation, biological process: cell surface receptor signaling pathway. The transcript has 8 exons. Gene Ontology annotation, molecular function: transmembrane signaling receptor activity. The record is from RefSeq and is a predicted model, not a curated record. Lineage: Eukaryota; Metazoa; Chordata; Actinopteri; Acipenseriformes; Polyodontidae. The coding region runs from base 132 to 1928 and encodes 598 amino acids.